Molecule: messenger RNA, 3039 nt
Organism: Carcharodon carcharias (great white shark)
Lineage: Eukaryota; Metazoa; Chordata; Chondrichthyes; Lamniformes; Lamnidae
Product: beta-klotho-like
Exons: 5
Coding region: 1-3039 (1012 amino acids)
Biological process (GO): fibroblast growth factor receptor signaling pathway; carbohydrate metabolic process
Molecular function (GO): fibroblast growth factor receptor binding; hydrolase activity, hydrolyzing O-glycosyl compounds; fibroblast growth factor binding
Source: RefSeq, a predicted model, not a curated record
AUGAGUGAGCGUGGGUUAAGGAGACUUUUCAUAGCUCUCCUUUUGCUUUAUAUUGGAGCAAGCGUUGCUGUUCAAGGAGAUCCAGGAGCAGGAAAGGCUGUCUGGGAAAACAAAUGGAGCCACAAUUAUAUGAAGAAUAGCAAGCUUUUCUUGUAUGACACCUUUCCCAGAAACUUUAUGUGGGGUGUGGGAAGUUCUGCAUUUCAGAUCGAAGGAAGUUGGAAGACAGAUGGAAAAGGACCUUCUAUCUGGGAUCACUUUACCCACACUGAAUACUUCAGAUUCAACAACGCAACUGCAGAUAUCUCCAGUAACAGCUACACCUCCUUCGACAAGGACUUGACAGCUCUCGAAUCCCUGGGAGUCACUUCUUACCUCUUCUCCAUCUCCUGGCCCCGUCUUUUUCCAAAUGGAAUGGUGGGGUCUGUCAACAACAAGGGUUUUCAGUACUACAAUACACUUAUCGACUCCCUGAUACAGAGAAAAAUAAUUCCCAUUGUCACCCUCUACCACUGGGAUCUGCCUUUAGCAUUGCAAGAGCAGUACGGAGGCUGGAGCAGCGAGGCAAUGAUUAAUAUAUUUAAUGAAUAUGCUAAAUUCUGCUUUCAGGCGUUUGGGGAUCGUGUUAAAUUUUGGAUCACCAUCUACAAUCCUUUCCUAAUUGCCUGGCAUGGAUACAAAACAGGGAAAUAUCCCCCUGGACAGAAAGAGAACCUUGCAGCAAUGUAUACUGUAGGGCACAACUUGAUUAAGGCACAUGCAACGGUCUGGCACACUUAUGACAGGCAAUUUCGCAAUUUGCAGAAAGGCCUCGUGUCCAUAGUAUUGGGCUCCCAUUGGAUUGAACCAAAGAAUAACAGCUUCAACUAUAAAAGCUUCCAGUUGUCCAUGGACCUGGUGCUCGGGUGGUUUGCCAAACCAAUCUUUGUGGAUGGUGACUACCCUGACAGCUUGAAAGCACAAAUUGACCCGCCUUUACCUACAUUCACUGAAAAAGAAAAGAGUUUCAUCAACAGAACUGCAGAUUUCUUUGCAUUUUCUUUUGGUCCAAAUAUCUUUCGAUCACUGCAACACAAUCUCAAACUUAGAGAUUGCGUGUCUCUCCAUCUUGGGCGGGUCCUGACCUGGAUAAAGCUGGAAUACAACAGCCCCAGGAUCUUAAUUGCAGAGAAUGGAUGGUUUUCUGAUAGCCAUAUUAAAACAGAAGACACCAUUGCUAUUUACCUUAUGAAAAAGUUCUUAAAUGAGUUGUUAAAAGCUAUCCGUUUUGAUGGAGUCAACGUGUUUGGAUACACUGCCUGGUCUCUGCUGGAUGGCUUUGAAUGGCAGUUUAACUAUAGUAUUAGAAGGGGUUUGUUUUAUGUGGAUUUCAGCAGUAAGAACAAGUCCAGGAUUGCAAAAUCCUCUGCAUUCUUCUAUAAACAGAUUAUAGAACAAAAUGGUUUUCCGGUAACUGAGAUUAGCCAGACGGUGAAUGGGCAGUUUCCUUGUAACUUCUCCUGGGGAAUUGCUGAAACAGUGCUGCAGGUAAACAAUGUGUUUUUGUCUCCUGAAUUUGUUGACAACAAUCUUUACAUUUGGAACUGUAGUGGAGAUCAGAAACUAUACAAAGUCAAUGGAAUGACUAUGUCGCCUCGUCCACUUAAAUGCACUGAUUUCAGCAACUUCAAGCAACAUGUAGCAUUGGUGAGGAAGAUGAAUGUGACUCACUACAGCUUCGCCUUCAGGUGGACCCAGAUCCUACCCCAUGUCGGUCUGUCCAGUGUAAACAGAAACAUUCUAAUUUAUUACCGAUGUAUUAUCAGCGAAUUGUUAAAACUAAAUAUUGCCAGCACCAUCACUUUGUACCACCCAACAUCCAGUGAUAUUGACUUACCUGCACUACUGCUGAAGAAGGGAGGGUGGCUCAGUAGACAGACUGCUGUUGCUUUCAAUGAAUACGCAAAAUUAUGCUUUCAAGAAUUUGGUGAUUUGGUCAAAUUGUGGCUUACUAUGAAUGAACCAAACAUAAAUGUUCAGAGAAGUCCCGACACCUACAGGGCAGCACAUAAUAUGAUCAUUGCUCAUGCCUUGGCCUGGCAUACUUAUAAUAGAGACUACAGAAAUAAGUACCAUGGUCUUGUGUCUCUGACACUGCGUGCUGACUGGGCAGAACAAGCAAAUCCCUUCCUGGAAUCCGACAAGAGAGCUGCUGAGAGGCUCCUGCAAUUCCAAAUAGCCUGGUUUGCAGAUGCCAUUUUCAAGACUGGAGAUUAUCCACAUAAGAUGAGGGAAUAUAUCCACUGUAAAAAUAAAAAAGGUCUCUCCAGUUCCUUCUUACCAUAUUUCACUAAGGAAGAAAGACAGAUGAUUAAAGGAACUGCUGAUUUCUUUGCUAUCAGUCACUUUACCACAAGGCUCAUCUUGCACAAACCCAAAAAUGGAACCAAGUAUGAAAUGGAUCAUGAUGGGAGUUUGCUGAGAGAUGUAACAUUGCUGACAUUCCCAUCCCCCUCCCAUUCCUUCUUUCCUUUUCUCUCUCACCGCCAAACUCAUUCUGAGAUGGCAGUUGCACCAUGGGGGAUACGUAAAGUCCUGCAGUGGAUCAAAUCUCGCUAUGGAAAUAUGGACAUUUAUAUCAUGGCAAAUGGAGUUUGGGACAUUUCUACCAUCAGUGAUGAACUUCGAAUAUAUUAUCAUAAAAAUUAUAUUAAUGAGGUUUUGAAAGCACACCUACUAGACCAAGUCAAUGUCAGAGGCUACUAUGCCUUGAAGUUAAAGGAUACAAAUACAAAUGAGCUGUCAUUGAGAUUGCUCAAUGUUUCUGAGCCAAAGACUUCAGUAGAGUUUUACGAUAAACUUAUCAGUGCCAAUGGUUUUCCUUUAGGAUUGUCAAGAAAACAUUGUCCCAUGGAUGACAAACCAAGGCACUGCCCCAUGUGUGUACUUAUAAAAGAGGAAAAAAUAUUUAUAUUCUUUGGAUUCUGUCUUCUGCUCACCACUGCACUGCUCACUGCAAUCAUUUUCAUACAUAAGAAAAAGCAAAGAAAACCAUACUGA